Acomys russatus (golden spiny mouse) is the source of this 268-nucleotide messenger RNA. Its product is annotated as 60S ribosomal protein L37-like. The transcript has a single exon. Gene Ontology annotation, biological process: translation. Gene Ontology annotation, molecular function: RNA binding; structural constituent of ribosome. Bases 20 to 268 code for a protein of 82 amino acids. The record is from RefSeq and is a predicted model, not a curated record. Gene Ontology annotation, cellular component: ribosome; cytosolic large ribosomal subunit. NCBI's taxonomy places the organism in Eukaryota, Metazoa, Chordata, Mammalia, Rodentia, Muridae.
CCUCGGCGGCAGAAGCAAGAUGAUGAAAGGGUCGUCAUCCUUUGGGAAGUGUCGCAAUAAGACGCACACGUUGUGCCGCCGCUGUGGCUCCAAGGCCUACCACCUUCAGAAGUCGACCUGUGGCAAAUGUGGCUACCCUGCCAAGCGCAAGAGAAAGUAUAACUGGAGACACCUAAAAAUUGUCCACAGAACGUUCAGACAUGGAUUCCGUGAAGGGACAACGCCUAAACCCAAGAGGGCAGCUGUUGCAGCAUCCAGUUCAUCUUGA